CAUUUUCCGAGCUUUCGCGCACUGGACACGUGCUUCACUGCAUCGCUCGGGCAAACCACAUUGAUGAUAAUAUACACGAGUCGGCCAAUAUGGUACGCGAACAUGGCAGCCUGACAAAGGACGACGAGACGAACCAGGCGGCUUGGGAGGCUGUCAAGGGUGGGGCUUAUGGGGGUGUCAAGUGGGGCGCGUUCUUCGCCGUCGCGGGGGGAGUCGCAUACGCGGUCUCACCUCUCUACAGAGGGUUGACUGUGCAGUUCAAAACAUACAUACAGAUGUCCGCCAUGAUCUUCGGCGGCAUGGUCGAGGCUGAUGCCCGUAUGCUCCGGUAUCACCAUGCUGUUCGAUCGCAUAAGAAAUUGCAGUCAGAUAUGGCUGUGUGGAGGGCGUACGAGAAUGAGUACGAGGAGCGGGGGACGCCGGCAGUGGGUUCUGAGAGCGGGGCGCGUGGGAAGAGCGCUGGAGAGUAAAAUGUGGGAGGAGCUGGAGAGUAAAGUGUGGGAGGAGCUGGAGAGUAAAGUGUGGGAGGAGCUGGAGAGUAAAGUGUGGGAGGAGCUGGAGAGUAA
Molecule: messenger RNA, 566 nt
Organism: Didymella exigua CBS 183.55
Lineage: Eukaryota; Fungi; Ascomycota; Dothideomycetes; Pleosporales; Didymellaceae
Exons: 3
Coding region: 90-470 (126 amino acids)
Source: RefSeq, a predicted model, not a curated record